AUGUUCUUUUUCCCAUCUAUGAAGGCGUUUUCCCUCAUAUUCCUCUCCACCCAAUAUGCGCUGCACAUUCUUGUGAUCAGAUAUUCUAAAGUGAGAGUGAAUAGUCACUUUUCGACAUCUAGUGUGAUUGUAUUAAGCGAGCUCCUGAAAACCUUAAUUGCUCUCUCCUUAGCCGUCCGACAGUAUGGAGCACAUAAUGUUCUUCGUACUCUGAAGAAUGACCCUCUUGAUACAUUAAAAAUAGGAAUUCCUUCUUUUCUCUAUGUAGUUCAAAAUUAUCUUUUGUAUUCUGCAAUCACCGAGCUCGAUGCACCUACCUACCAGGUUACUUAUCAAUUAAAACUUAUUACUACUGCUUUAUUCUCGAUGUUAUUGCUGGGGAGAAACCAGAGCCCUUCCAGGUGGAUGAGCCUUUUUAUCUUGUUCGUCGGAAUCUCUUUUGUCCAAGCAUCGAAUUUGUCGGCCACUGUACCUGGCCGAAAUAGUCUGAUAGGCUUUAUAUAUGUGUUUAUUGCUUCAUUGACCUCUGGAUUUUCAGCAGUAUAUUUUGAAAAGGUGCUCAAAUCUUCUUCCAAGUCUCUUUGGGUGCGCAGCGCGGAACUGUCCUUCUUCGGUUCUAUCAUUGCUUUAAUCAGCCAAAUUUAUAGUGAACCGGCCUUGCUUCUUUCUAGUGGUUUUUUCCACGAUUUUGAUUGGCUAGUCUGGUGUCUAGUGAUUUUACAGACAGCUGGCGGUAUAUUGGUAGCUGUCGUAGUAAAAUACGCCGACAAUGUUCUUAAGGUAAGUUAG
This is a messenger RNA of Protopolystoma xenopodis, 789 nucleotides long. Lineage: Eukaryota; Metazoa; Platyhelminthes; Monogenea; Polystomatidea; Polystomatidae. The record is from the annotation of a GenBank genome assembly.